Molecule: messenger RNA, 5744 nt
Organism: Crotalus tigris (Tiger rattlesnake)
Lineage: Eukaryota; Metazoa; Chordata; Lepidosauria; Squamata; Viperidae
Gene: RBMS1
Product: RNA binding motif single stranded interacting protein 1
Exons: 14
Coding region: 1565-2968 (467 amino acids)
Cellular component (GO): ribonucleoprotein complex; cytosol; nucleus
Molecular function (GO): poly(U) RNA binding; poly(A) binding; mRNA 3'-UTR binding
Source: RefSeq, a predicted model, not a curated record
AUAAAGCACAAUCAAUGCCACAUUUUAACAUUUGAGAAAGGAAGUGCAUUUAUUCAUCUUCUUGUGUUGCCCAAUAAAUGGCAUCUGUUCUCUCAUGUAGUAUACGUACUUAAUCGUUUGGCAGCAACAACCUUUCAGAACAGCUUCACAUUCCAGAUCUGCGCCCGUUAUAAGGAUAUUACUGGAGAUCACACGGCUUCAGCCAAGCUCUGGAGUUCCGUCAAGAGUGGGUGGUGGCUUCUAUUCAUCCCUGCAUUUCGCUCUCCUGCCGCAAGGGUAUUUCGAGGGAAGGAGAGCUCUGCGUUUUAGUUUCAGCCCUUGGUGUGGCGCUAAUCAGAAGUUUUACUUCAAAUACUCAAAACUGUUUGCGGCGGCGCGGAUUUCUCCUUCAGGAAUUUUAGGUUAUUGGCUUUCUUUCAUUAUUGGCAUGGCAUUACCCUGCCAAUAGACUGCGUUGGGAAAAAAACAACAACAAGGCGUUUUGCUAACGUCCGUAUUCAACCCGUUUCUCCAAACCAAAGUGAACAAAGAAUGGACUUAUCCGAUGACACUCGGAGCAAAAAAAAAAAACCUAAGCAGAAAAUGGUUGCUCUUUUUUCAGCCCCCGCCAUUGCUCGCACACCAAGAAGAAACUCUAAAGGCAGGCGAACUGUUUAUUCUCCUCUCCUACUACGGUAUCUUGAGCCUUUUUCGGUGGCACUAUUGACUCUAGUUUUCAGUAGUUUCGGAUGAUGGUUUAUCUUAUCAAAGACACUUAAGAGCGGCCCGUUUCCUAUCGAGUGGCUACUGUUUGCCCCUGAAGUUAAUGUAAAACUUGCUUCAUCGUCGCCCACCCAGAAAUUCACUUUGCCAUUGCUGCUCCAGCCGCUGCCCCUUCCAGUCCAGUAACCCACCCCCCUUUUGUGUCGCAGGGGGUUCGCGCUCCGCUUUAGUGCACACGCACACAUGGAUCCCGGUCCCGGCUCGCCGCUCGCGCGCCCGCAGACAGAACGGCCCGGGCCCUGCCUGCGGAACGUGGUACUGCUACCCUUGGCGCACACCACGAAUCGGAGAGCGCGCCGACUGACUGGCUACCCCGAGGAAUGCGCGGUAUGCAAGAGGCAGAAGCAACCAUUCGACGGGACGGGGAGGGGGGACGGGAUCGGCCCAUGUCUGCCGCGGCCGCAGAAGCACGCGCGUUUCGAACAGUCGUGCGCGGUCUGGAGGAAAAAAGCCCUUGGCGGUGUGUGCCUAGACGCCGAGUAGCCGCCGCCGCGUGGGAGCGGCUCGGUGUCUUCCGAUUUAGUUGUUUCGACUCCCCCCUCCUCUGCUCGGUUGCGCGCUCUCUGUAUGUUUUUCCUCUCUUUCUCUCCCUCUCGCUGGGCGGUGGUUGAGGCCGCUGGUAGUUAGGAUCGAUUCUGCUGUUGCUGAAGUCGCCGCGGCGGCGAGCAGCGGCGGCGGCAGUAUUGGAUAGAUCAAUGAAGGGGCAUUUAUGGCAGGCUGGCCAGCUGAAGCUGUAGGCUCAGCGCGGCUUCGCUGCCGUCGGUGAUCCCAGGAGAGGGAAGGACGACGACGGGCGCGUUGCAUGAGAGACUCAGCCCGGGAAGAGGGGGGUGGAGGCAGAGCAGGCGGAGGCGGCGAGCCAGCAGCCAGCUGCAAGAGCAGAGACCCGUCCCAGCAGCCGGGGAGAGAGAGGCGUUUUCCAGCGGUCGCCUCCCUGAAUCGCGCCCCAGCCAAGUUGCUUCCCGUCCGCAGGGGAAGUUCGGGCUUAGGCUGGGCAAUGAUUUUCCCCAAUAGUAGCAGCAACUCUGCGGGCGGCAGCCGGACUCCAUAUAGGAAACAGCAGCCCAUUGUGCCUGCCCAUCCAAUGGCUCCUCCUAGCCCCAGUAUCACCAGCAGCAAUAACAACAGCAGCAGCAGCAGCAACUCAGGAUGGGAUCAAUUAAGUAAAACAAACCUGUAUAUCAGAGGGCUGCCUCCAAAUACCACUGACCAGGAUUUAGUAAAGCUAUGCCAACCGUAUGGGAAAAUUGUAUCUACGAAAGCUAUUUUGGAUAAAACAACAAACAAAUGCAAAGGUUAUGGUUUUGUGGACUUUGAUAGUCCGGCUGCAGCUCAGAAAGCCGUAUCUGCCCUGAAAGCCACUGGAGUUCAAGCACAGAUGGCAAAGCAACAGGAGCAAGAUCCAACUAAUUUAUAUAUUUCCAAUUUGCCACUUUCAAUGGAUGAACAAGAGCUUGAGAAUAUGCUAAAACCUUUUGGACAAGUUAUCUCAACAAGAAUACUUCGUGAUUCCAAUGGCACAAGUCGUGGAGUUGGCUUUGCAAGGAUGGAAUCAACAGAGAAAUGUGAAGCAGUGAUUGCUCAUUUUAAUGGGAAAUUUAUUAAAACCCCACCAGGAGUUUCUGCUCCUACAGAACCUUUGUUGUGCAAGUUUGCGGAUGGAGGACAAAAAAAGAGACAGAAUCAGAACAAAUAUAUACAAAAUGGAAGAGCAUGGCACAGAGAAGGCGAGGUGAGACUUGCUGGGAUGACACUCACUUACGAUCCAACUACAGCUGCUUUACAAAAUGGAUUUUACCCCUCACCAUACAGUAUUGCAGCAAACAGAAUGAUCACUCAAACAUCUAUCACGCCAUAUAUAGCUUCUCCAGUUUCUACAUACCAGGUGCAGAGUCCCUCCUGGAUGCAGCCUCAACCAUAUAUAAUGCAGCAUCCUGGUGCUGUAUUAACUCCUUCCAUGGAGCACACCAUGUCUUUGCAGCCAGCGUCAAUGAUAAGUCCCCUGACCCAACAGAUGAGCCACCUUUCAUUGGGCAGCACUGGAACAUACAUGCCUGCCACAACAGCUAUGCAAGGAGCUUAUAUUCCCCAGUAUACACAUGUUCCCACUGCAGCUGUUCCAGUUGAGGAAGCCAGUGGUCAGCAGCAAGUUACAGUAGAAACAUCCAGUGAUCAUUCUCCAUACACUUAUCAACAAAACAAGUAAUUGUGAGAUACGUUGGUGGUGACCUUGCCUAGAGAAGGAUGCAAAGGCUGAAACAAUCAUGGAUUUUACUGAUCAAUUGUGCUUUAGAAAUUAUUGACAGUUUUGCACAGGUUCUUGAAAACGUUAUUUAUAAUGAAAUCAACUGAAACUAUUUUUGCUAUAAGUUCUAUAAGGUGCAUAAAGAAAAAGAAAAAAAAGAUCUUAAAAUUCAUUCUAGUAGCUGUUCCCUCCCCCCUCCCCCCCGAACAGGUUUAUUUUAGUAAGAAAUUUUUUAUCGAGUGUUAAUGACGCAAAAAAAAAAAAGAAAAACAAAAAAGAAAAAAAAAUCUUAAAAAUAAUUCCGGUCACGCACAGCUCAAAAUGGAGACACAUCCAUGUGCAUGACAAAAUCCGUGUCUUGGUUUAUUUUUAUUUUGUUUUAACUUUUUUAAAAAUGUAUAAUUUUUUUUUUGAAGUUUAAAUUAGUAAAACAUCCAUGCUGAUGUUCUGUGCUUGCUGUGUGAGUCUUGCUCUAGUGCAGUGUUGCAAUUGUAGGGUCUGUUUUCAUAGCUUUCUGUUUUGUUUUGUUUUUUCCUUUAAAAGUAGUCUGAAGUGUCUCAUCUUUUUUCUAUCAAUUCCAAUUUGCCUUAACUCUUUUAAUGCUGUAGCUGUUUCAGUACGUAGUCCAAACUAAUGGUGUAGAAUGCUUUUGACCAAAGCUGGUCUAUUAUGCCUUGUAAAACAGCAGGAUAGGGCUUUUAAGAGGUAGUCGAUAAAAAUUGCUGAAAAAUCUGGCUUUUUAAAAAUGUGUAGUAAGUGUUUUUAAUGAUUUUUUUCCUCACAUAAUAAUGUAAGGUUGUGAAAUGCAAGAUUGGGGAAUAGGGAAAUGUUUUGUGUGAAACACAUUUUUCUGACUGGGGAAAUUUUAAUAGAAUAAAUCGUUUGUAAGGCCUUAUGCCAAUUAAUUUUCCUCUGCUAGUUAGGAACUCUGCUGUAUGAUGCAAUGUAAAAAAAAAAAAAAAACUUUUUGCCUUUUUUUCCAGAAGCUAAUUAUGUUUUAGUUGUAGGGUGGGGGAGUUUGGGGGGUAGGGAAUCAUGCCGAAUGUUUCUGUCCUUUCUAGUAAUGAUAAUGCUUAAGAACAAUGCUGUACUGAGACCUAGCAAAUAGAAGCAUUUGCUUUUACAGCAAAGGCAAAAGCUAAAAGACUUUUUUCAAAAUAUAAGCUGAGAUUUAAGUAGAAAAUGAAUGAGAUUGGGUACUCGCUCUCUAUAUUAGGUAAAUAAAGACUUGGCACUUUUUAAAGGUAACUUUACCAAAGAACAAAAGAGCCAGUAACCAAUAAUUCUGAAUUGUCUCAGCAGUUAUGUCUUCUGUACUCUUUUAUUUUUUAUUAUUAUUUUUUUCUUUUUGCCGGACCAGUUUGCGGUUAGAAGAAUGUGCCUUUUUUUGUACAUUUGCAUUUAGGUUUUAUAAUUUUUAAUUGAUGUAUGGACACAAACAAACAAACAAAAAGCAUGAAGGAAGACUUGGAUCCAAGCAGUGCCACGCUUUAUAUCAUCACUACAAGUGUUCAUUGUAAAGAAAAGAAGAAGAAAAAAUAAUUUUGAAACUAUGAAAUUCCUGAUUUCACAAAUACACUGUUAUUUGUACUUUUUAAUGUAUUAGAUAAAACUCACUGCUCUUAAAAGCUCGUUUUUAUUAUGAUCGCAUGUGUAAAUUAAGUUGUCUUCCAAAACUGUGUACUUGUCUGGUCAACUGUGUAUGAUCAGUUAUCUACCUCAAGGCUUAUUUCUUUUACUAAUGGGACAGGUUGCUGGCCCUCCCUGUUACCACAGACCAAAUCAUCCUAGCUCAGGAGCUAGGCCUAAGCAAUUCUUUCUUUUCACUUUUUGUUUUCCUUUUUAGUUUUUAAAUUUUAUGUGAGUAUUCAAGUACAGAUGUCAGUGACAUUUCAUAGUUUCAAAAGUCAAUGCUGCUCUGAGAAGUGUAGAUUCUGAUAAAUUACAUAGACAUAAGAAAUAUGUUCUGUUUUUGUUUUCUAUUUUUUUUAUUUUUUUAAAGAAAAAAAGUUGUGGUAUUAUUGGUUCUAUGCUCCCUUGAAUUGACUGCUUUGUCAGAGUUCAGCUUCCUUGCAUCUUUUUCCUUGGAGGUGGCAUGUUUCCAGAAAAAGAAGAAGAGUUAUUUCUACUUGAUCUUCUCUUUCAAUUAGUUAAACAUUGGGUUAAAACAGUGUUUCUCAAACUUGGCAACUUUAAGAUGUGUGGACUUUAACUCUCAGAAUUCCCCAGUCAUAACUGGAUGUGGGAUUCUGGGAGUUGAAGUCCACACACUUUAAAGUUGCCAAGUUUGAGAAAUACUGGGUUAGAGGAAGGAAUAGAUGCUGCUGGAAAAGCUGAACUAAGUGCCAUACUCACUAUCUGCGUAAGAUUUGCAAAAUGUAUCCUCUGUACAUAAAAAAAAAAUAAUCGAUUACUUAAACAUCACAUAGUAGACAGCCAUUAAAUUAUAAAAAAAUAAUUUAUGAAGAAAGACCUUUUGUACAGAUUGAAAAAAAAGAUUUUCAUAGAGAUAUCUAUAUGAUCAAGAGAGUUAAUUUUUUAUUUUUGUUUUACUAGUGCCACAAACUUGCCAGUGGUAACUUAUUUGUCCGGUUCAAGAUAACUCUGUCAUUUUGUUUCCUAGGACUUGUUGUUAAAUGCCAAAAGACAUUUUUGAACUGUAAAUUUGAUUAGAUUGUUAGCUUUUUUCUGUUUUAUUUCUUUUGAAAACUUUUGAAUAAAAAACAUCAAAACAAAA